AUGCCUUUCACAGAGGACUGCAAGGAACGCAGCAGCACCGGGGCCGGAUUUCGGGCCGUAUCCAUAUCCCAACUGAGGAUAUCCCUGGAAACAUUGCAUAGUCCAGUUGGAGCUCAAGCUGCAGAGUACCAACGCCGGUGUGAAAGCCAACGGAAGCUUGCGCCCGAGCGCAUCCCGCUGCAUCACUGUGAUCCAAAGGUCCAUGGUCGCAUCCUCCAUGCGUAUGCAGAUGUGCUCUUCCAGCGGGCCCGUGUGGAGCUGAAGGGUGGCAGGGUUCAAUGCAUUGCUUUGGCGCAGGACGAAACACAAGUGCAGCUGCAGCAUGAUGUCCGAAAGGGCAUCGAGCUCAUCCGGGCAAGAUUUGUUCUGGCUAACUUUGAGGUCAAGCAUUUCAUGCUCGAUGUCAUAGACACAGGUGGCAGGAAGGAUGCUUUGGCAAAAUGCAAGCAGCUGCAAGAGGCGAUUUCCAGAUUCGCCGAAGGUGAUUCCGUGCUGAUCCAGGCUUUCACUGAGAAGCUGCAGGUCUUCUGUUCGGACGGGGAGGCGGCUGAGCCCCUGAGCGCUCGUUUCCUGAAGGAAGCAGCAGCGCCGAACUUGAGAUCAGUGGUUCGUUGCACAAUGCACUGCGCUCAGAAGUCCUUGGAGAACUCGAUACAUUCGUCAUCGGUUGCAACGGAGCUUCUGAACACACUUGUGUACGCCUACAGUAGUGGGCGUCAUGGUCAGGACAGUGACAUGGGCGGGCUGGCCAGGGCAAUCCGAAACUCAGAGAAGCUGAAGACUUGUUUCGAGCGACAUGUGCAGGCGGUGAAUGACGUGGACAAAAUCUUUUCAAAGGCGCAUGCAAUGAAUUUCGCGCCACAACGCUUCAACACGAUUCUCGAGAUGAUGCAGUUCGUUUCCUUGCAUGCUGGCCCACUCAUUUCUAUGCUUACAGAAGUGCAUCAUGCAGAUCCAGCCUUGCACAACUGGAGCAAGAAGAUGUUGCAGGCACUUUGCCCUGACAACCUCGUGUUAUGUGCGCUUCUUGCCGAGCUUGCAGCUUGCGCUGCAAAAUAUUGCCAUGCGUUCGACGCCGUGAAGAAGUCGCGGUACACUUCUAUGACGCAAACAGCCGCACUUCUGCUUCAGCUGAAGCAAGAACUCCACAAGCUCUUUGCAUUCCAGCAGGGCGAGUCAAUGCAAGAGCCUCUUUGCCUAGCAGACAGAUACACCGCUGGAUAUUUGCAAAGCCUUCAACGAUCCUACAACCUGCUGGUGGACCAGGCGGUAGUCAAGAACAAGAAGCUUGUUUUCUACCACCCCGGCGCCAAGAAUAGAGAUGGCCUACGGUCCAUGGUGGCCAAAGCACUGGGCACUGUUCAAGCGAUAGUAGAGAACUAUUUGGGUGCCUUGGAUGCUGAGCACGGGUUUGAGGGACUGGCCUGGUCAUUGCAACCGUUUGAUUGCGAAUCUUGGGAGCGCUCGUGCAGAGAUGAUGCGCUGUUCCCGCCUCAGAUGAUGUAG
Symbiodinium sp. CCMP2592 is the source of this 1506-nucleotide messenger RNA. The record is from the annotation of a GenBank genome assembly. Lineage: Eukaryota; Dinophyceae; Suessiales; Symbiodiniaceae.